Molecule: messenger RNA, 6984 nt
Organism: Oncorhynchus nerka (sockeye salmon)
Lineage: Eukaryota; Metazoa; Chordata; Actinopteri; Salmoniformes; Salmonidae
Product: la-related protein 4-like
Exons: 16
Coding region: 1575-3917 (780 amino acids)
Biological process (GO): positive regulation of translation
Cellular component (GO): cytoplasmic stress granule; cytosol
Molecular function (GO): mRNA 3'-UTR binding
Source: RefSeq, a predicted model, not a curated record
CUAACGUUAGCUAGUCUACACACACCAUCCCCCUGCCAUUGCCAUCUCGUCCCACCAACUUGAUUUGUCGCCUGCCGUCAUUGCCCUUCUCUAAAUAGGGUCAUGCUCCAGUCAUAGGCUGAGGCCAAGAAUAUUACCUAAUGGUAUUACCAUAUUUUCUGCAAGCUACCAAUCUGAUUCACAUCGAGAAAUUGACUGAGAUGAUUUAUGGCUAACGUUACCAUAUGUUUUGCUGAAUGAUUGAUUCGCUGUCGCUAGCUAAAAGCAUUAAUAUAUUGUUUGACGCGUUCUUAACUAUGUCAUUUAAAAUUAGAGUAAUGAGUAGUCCCCCAAUAACUUAAUUUGCCAGCUAAGCUAAAUAGCCAAACUAACGUUUUUCUGCCAGUUUAGUCAGCUAACGUUAGCUACUUUGGCAGCGAUUGAAUUUGCUAGCUUAACAGCCAAGCUAGGAAAUGUAGCAAUUUGCUGAGUAAUCAUUAUGCAGUGACAAAUGUCAAUAUUUAUUAUACUAUCGAUUGGAGAUGGCAGGCACGGAUAUCGCCCAACUAGCUGUGCAACCUCACCAGUAAGCACAUUUACCGAAUUAAAACUAGCAUAAUCUCGCCAGACUCUAACUAGCCAACUAACUUGCAUUGCAAAUACCCGGCCUAUGCAGCACAGCAAAUAUCAGCCGACUUUAAAAACUGGGGCUAACGAGAUACAACCAGCAGUAAACUAGCUAUCUAGCGAACACUGCACAUAUGUCGAGAUUAAUCCGAGUUGUUUCGCUAGACCGAGACUGCUUUCACUGAAUUCAUGUGUACAGUGUAAUGUUUGUUCCAUAUCACAAUAAUUGUGAAACCACUCAAUCAUGAACAGGAUAUAUUGAGAUGUGACAGCUGCUAUUGCUAGGAGUAGACUACGAGAAGGGUAGAUCAAUUGUGUAGCAGGUGGUCACUAGGAACGACCCCCAGUGGAAGGGUGCCUUUAGUAUUAUUUAUUUACACGUGCCACUACCUACCUACAGUGAAACAAGAGCAAAUUAAAUUUGACACCCCUGGCUACGGCCUAUUGUCUCACACCUACUCAACAUAAUUGACAGCUCAACAAGAGAUUUCUACGCCUGGUUGGGAUUAGUGCCGAGAUUUUGUAAAAAUCCAUCCAAUCCUUUAUUAAAAGUGUAUCGCCUGGGGAUCCGCACAUGCUCUCGGGAAGAUAACUCAUUUUCGGAUGUUCUAUCGAUUCUGGAACACUGGGAAGAGGGGGGAAGUGGCACGUGCCUCAAGAUAUCAUUAGAGAUGUUGAAGUGCUCACCAGCAGGGGUAGCAGGAGUAACACUCCUUUUUAUUUUUGUCGGGUUUGAGAUUGACAAGGCUGUCUACCAACAGCCGUUCUGGAUUUGGGUUGGCGGUAAAGCGUGCGGAAGAGAGCGCGCUCUCUGCAGAGACAUGUGGGUCCCACUGCCAAGGAUGUAGGUGGAGAAGAGCGAGAACCGCACGUUGAACUUUAAACUACAUCUCAAGUUCUGCUUUUCUCUGUUGCUCGCAUUAUAUUAUAUGCGUCUUACAUAUUAGUUAUCAAGGAAGUCUAAUAAAAUGAUUUUAUUUCUUGAGGUCACCUCCAAGGGCGCAGGUCUGAACCCCAAUGCCAAGGUGUGGCAGGCCCCUGCCGAUGGCCCCGACGGAGCACAGUGGCCCCCGGCUGACAUCACUGAAGGUUAUUCUGAGUCUGUGCCCUCCACCGGUUGUAAACCGUACAGGGUAGGCUUCACCACCCUGGAGGACAGCAGCUCCUCCGCAGCAGCCACAGCUGAGAUCACUGUGAACGGCAUGGAUCCUCCAGACCUGGCCUUUACCCCUGCUGAGACUACAACUGGGACCUUGGGGGAGACCAAGCUGACAGAGGAACAGCCCCUCUCGUCAGAGAACCUGACAGAGUCCCUCAAGAAAGAGCUGGAGUUCUACUUCUCUCGGGAGAACCUGUCCAAGGACCUAUACCUGAUGUCCCAGAUGGACAGUGACCAGUUUGUCCCCAUAUGGACCAUCGCCAGCAUGGAGAGCAUCAAGGCCCUCACUACUGACAUGGAGCUCAUCCUGGACGUGCUCCGAUCCUCUCCAAUGGUUCAGGUGGAUGAGCAAGGAGAGAAGGUGCGCCCUGAUCACAAACGCUGCAUCAUCAUACUGAGGGAGGUUCCUGAGACGACACCUGUAGAGGAAGUGGAGGCUCUCUUUAAAAGUGAUGACUGUCCGAAAGUCAUUAGUGUAGAGUUUGCGCACAACAACAACUGGUACAUCACAUUCCAAUCUGACACUGAUGCUCAACAGGCACACAGAUAUCUAAGAGAAGAGGUGAAAACAUUUCAGGGAAAACCUAUCAUGGCGAGGAUAAAAGCCAUCAACACAUUCUUUGCUAAGAAUGGCUACCGUAGCAUGGACAGCAGCCUGUACACAGCCCAGCAGUCUGCCCCAACCCAGACCCAGUACAACCCUAACCUGUACAUGCAACACGUGUACAGCCCUCAGCAGCAGUACCCUCUCUACGGCAUCGUACCACAGACCUGGACAACCUCUCCUACACCCUACUUCGAGACUCCUCUGGCACCAUUUCCCAACAGUGGCUUUGUGAAUGGAUUCAGUUCUCCUGGACACUACAAGACUGGCAACAACUCCCUCCACAUAACUCGCCCCUUCAACAGAAACCGGAACCAUGUGAAACCCCAGGUGGGGAGACCAGGUGAAGUGACCCCUACAUCUGUGGCCCCUGUCCCCCUGGAGAGCUUGACUGGCCUGAGGAGCCCUCAGCCCCCCACCACCAACCCUGGGCCCCUCCAGACCCCUCCGGACCCGACCUCAACCUUCCCCCACCUCUCCUCCACCUCCUCGGACCCCAAUGAUGACGGAAGCAUGUCUGUACGCGGAAGAAGGACGACAUACAGAGGCACGCGAAGGAGGAGAGAGGAUGAGCGGAUCACGAGACCCGUCCCUCUGGCUGAGGUAAAGGUGGCGCCCCCUAAGUUUGACCUGGCUACUACUAGUUUCCCCCCGCUGCCGGGCUGUGUGGCCAGUACCCAGGGAGAGCCCCUACUGGAGAACAGGAUGUCUGACGUGGUGCGAGGACUGAACAGGGACAAGACAACGGAACUAGCCAACAAGGAAGUGAGUGCUGGCCCAGCCUCAGCCCCAGGACAUGAGGAGGUAGUGUCUGUCUCUAGUCUUGUUCAGCCUACAGCCAAACUUGCUGUACACCCUCAAGCACCCCCCGCCCCUGUCCCAGCCCCCAGCGUACCACAUCAGGAGAAGAAGUGGGAUAGAGUGGCAGAGCCCUCAGCCCCCAAAGUCACGCCACAUAGACGUGCUAUCUCUGGGGCCAACCCAACCGGACCCCCCUCCACACAGCCAGCUGUGUCUGGCCCCAAGCCCCAAGCCAGAACAGUGUCCUCUACACCAGUUACACCGAGCACCCUGGCCUCCACCACCACCACCACCACUACUACUACCAAUGCACCACUUGAGCCCCGCAAGCUCAGCUAUGCCGAGGUGUGCCAGCGAGCCCCCCCUCCAGGCCCCCCAGCCUCGGCCUCAUCCACACCAACCCAGCCGCUGCGUGAGCAGCGUGUCAACAAAGCAGAGGAGCCAGGAUCCAGCUCCACCACCAGCCCAGACGACCACACCAGGGGAGAUCGGCAGGACAAGGCCCAGGAGAGGGAUGGGGGCUGGGAGUGCAAGGAGAGCCGACCACGUGACCGUGACCAUCGAGACCGUGACUCCCGGGAUGGACGGUACUAUCGCAACAAUGGACCCCCCAGACAGGGGGGCUCUGGGGGCCUCAAGUUCCAUGAACAGAGACGGGGUCCCCAACUGGCCCGACGCAGCUCCCCCCAAGGAUGCCCCCGACACACUGGCAAAGAGCAGAACAUCCCCCCGGUAUCGCCAAAGUAAAACUUCUGAUAUGACUGAUGAAAACAAACAAACAAAAGUGUGAUAUAUAUAUAUAUAUAUAUAUAUAAAGAAAAUCAAUGCAUAUAAAAGUAACAACCUUAGUGGUAAACCCCCCCCGCCUCCUGGAACAUUGUCCCAGAGAAAGAAAGAAAAGCUUUGUUAUUGAAGUUAAAAUGGAAGCCUGGUGACAUCCAGGAGAAAGAACCAACAUCUAAACAAGUAUCGCCCUACUUUCGGAGUGAUUUGAAAAAGGAAAAAAUAUAUCAUUUAGGCCUCGUAAACAAAUCUAUUAUUAGCCGAAUUUAAAAACAGUGAUUUAUUUGGAGUUAGUUUCCUUUGCCUCUCUGCUGGGGAGAGGUUGUACACUGGGCCCUGUAUUAAGGCCCUCUACAUUUUUUAGAUUUUAAACAAUAGAUGUUGGUCUACAAGGAACAUAUGCACUAAAGAACUUAACAUACAUGCAUAUGUUGUGUACAUAACAAAGAUAUCACUAACAACGACUAGUUUUUUUUUUUUUUUGCUGUACGUUCGUCAAGGAUGAAUGACUGACUGAAAUAAGAUGUGAUUGAUUGAGAUCAGUUUUUUGCUUUGUUUUGUUGCUAAGCAAACAGAUUGGAACAGAGUGCUACAGUUCAGUUCAUUGGUUUUCAUGGAACAAAUGAACAAAGAAUCAACUACCUGAAAUUGGCCAGUUAGACAUGAUCCUCUUAAUAAUGUUUAUUCAUGAAAAAUGUUAAUGAUAUGAGCGUUGUUAAUGAUUGGCUCACCUAUGUUAUCAGUAAAGAAUUCAACCAAAAUAAUUGGUAAUAAUGAAGUUACAGUUGUAUGCCCCGCCCCCCCCAGCUGUCUAUGUGGCAUAUACAGGUAACUGCCAAAAUAAAGGAAACCCCAACAUAAAGUCUCUCUUAAUAGGACAUUGGGCCACCACGAUCUGCCAGAACGGCCUCAGUGCACCUUGGCAUCAUAGAUUCUCCAAGUGUCUGGAACUGUAUUGGAAGGAUGUGACACCAUUAUUCCACAAGAAAUUCCUAAUUUGGUGUUUUGUUGGUGGUGGAAAACGCUGUCUCAGGCGCCACUCCAGAAUCUACUAUAAGUGUUUAAUUUGGUUGAGAUCUGGUGACAGCCAUGGCAUAUGGUUUACAUUGUCAGUGCUCUGUGGAUGGGGGCAUUGUCAUCCUAUAUUGGCAUAGCCAUGGUAGCCAAAAUAAUGGCCUGGCCAGUACUUAUUUAUUCAACCUUAAUUGUGAUGGGAUGUUAAUUGCUUAAUUAACUCAGGAACCACACCGGUGUUGAUCUCAUUUAUUUAAGUGUUUCCCUUAUUUUGUCAGCUAACUGUAUGUGACUCUGCUUUGUUGUUGCAAACUGAGGUCCACUUGGGGUAAGAGCAUUCCUCAGCCUGUUUAGAUCGCAGUUUCCUGUUCAUUUUCAAGUUAUUUCAUCUCUUAUAUUCAUUUCCUGAUAUAUUUGUAUUUGGAAACCUAGGAAAUGUAUAUGUUGAUGGGUGCCAGUCUGUUUCUGCCUUUACUUAUGGAAUUGUCAUGUUUGGCUUGACAUUGACAACAAUGGGGUUGGUAAGAGCACAAAUAGAUCUGGGACCAGGCUGAAAGGUUGACACGGUCAAACCUGACUGCUUAGGUUGACAAGUGCGCCUGAAUGGUCUUGGCAAGAUCUGUUUGGUUUCUCCCCACAUCAAUGCAGGAUAUUCAGGUUUAGCAACUCAUUUUUGUGUAUUGUAAAAAAUAAAUUAAAAAAAUAUUGUUUAGAAGUAUCAGAUUGAGGUAGGGGUAGUGCAGUGUUUCCCCAAACUCAGUCCUCCCCUGGGUGCACGUUUUAGUUUUUAUCCAAAUGCCACACGGCUGAUUUCAAAUAAUCAAAACUUGAUGAUGAGUGUCAUUUCAAUUGGCUGUGGCGUGCUAGGGCAAAAACCAAGAUGUGCUCCCGGGACUGGGUUUGGGAACCCUGGGCUAAAGCGUGCUGUUAACAGAGAUGGAUUUAGCUAUCCUAUAUAGUAGAUUUGGCAGCCAAGUAAAGGGUUAAACAAUCAGACCAUUUUCAUGUGCUAUGUGCCAGCUGCCUAUAGUUCUAGUUGACGUGGUAGGGUAAGCUUUCUGUGUCCCAAAUGGCAUCCUAGUCCCUAUAUAGUGCCCUAACUUUUGACCAGGGCCCUCGUCGAAAGUAUUGCACUAUAUAGGGACCAGGAUGCCAUUUGGGACGAACACUAGUUGAAAGGUCGGCUUAGUAAUGUAGUCCUUCAGGGGGUAAACUCUUUGUCCCAGUUGAACUGAAGAGGUGUCGUAUCCUAUGCUGUAUGGUAUUAUUAUUAACCCUUUGCUAGAGCCGUGUGUGGACGAAUGUAUUGGUUCUAAUGCUGAACAUCCAGAGGAAGGGAGGCUGACUUUUGUCAAAGAUGUUAUCUACCACCAUAUUGUUUAUUUUUAGGGGGAGUUUGCAGUUCUAAAAUUGGAUAAAAACAGACAGAAAUUUGACAUGGGGAUUUUCAGUUUGGACUGUACCACAUUAUUUUACUUAAAUUGUAUUUAUUUUAAUCCUACUGUUGGUUGGCUGGUUUCCCCAAGGUGUGUGUGUGUGUGUGUGAGUGAGAGCGAAUUGGCAAAGAAGCACGCAGAUGAUGACAUUGUAUAUUGUUUGAGAUUUCAGCUGAGAGAAAUACUUGAUGCAUUGACUUUGGGUUUCGUAAUGCGGUUUAUAAUUGAGUUAAUCACUCACUGAGGCUGUAUUCAUGAAUGAGUUGUGAGCAGCUAGGGAUGUAGUGUGGUGAUGCACUAACUUGUUUUUAAAAAGAAUCUUACUGUUCAAGUAGUGUGAAAGACUUUUAGAAGCAUAUGGUAAUGAUAUUAAUGUUGACAAGCUUGAGAAUCUACAGGAAUAGUUUUUUUUCUCUUUUUUUUUCUUUUUUUCUCCAUAAUGUUUUCAGUAGAAUUCUUCUGUAAAUUUGAGGUGGCAACAAGCAAAUAUAGCAACGGAUUGAUUUUAAGUGUUUGAGACACUAAAUUCUAGAACUCUGUAUGAAACGUCACCCCAAAAAAAUAAAUUAUUUUGAUUUGGC